Dalotia coriaria is the source of this 3435-nucleotide messenger RNA. RefSeq names its product puromycin-sensitive aminopeptidase-like. NCBI's taxonomy places the organism in Eukaryota, Metazoa, Arthropoda, Insecta, Coleoptera, Staphylinidae. Gene Ontology annotation, cellular component: cytoplasm. Gene Ontology annotation, biological process: peptide catabolic process; proteolysis. The record is from RefSeq and is a predicted model, not a curated record. Gene Ontology annotation, molecular function: peptide binding; metalloaminopeptidase activity; zinc ion binding.
UUGUUUGACAAAUAAUUUAUUUUAAUCUUUUAUAAGUAUUUUUUUCGUUUUAGAUCAAUUCAAACUAAUUUCUAAAUAUAAAUUCACCAAACCUAGCCAAAACCACGUGCAGCAAUCGAAUAAAUUCUAAUUGUCAUGUUGGUGGCUAGUCGCUCAAAAUCAGUUUUCACCAAUGUGAAAGAAUCCAAGCGUUUGUUCUGCCUGCGCCGCGUAUUCGAAGAAACCCGACAAGCCCAACGUCUGCGCCAUCCAUCAGCUUCAUUCAUCACCCCACAGAACGAGCAGCAAGGCGAGCAACGGUUUCCUCGUGCUCGCAAAACGCCGAUCCCACCGAUUGUACCGUUAGCAGCGCCGCUCACCCCGCUCGCCGGCCGGUUAGCAUCGUCGCCGUUGCUCGUCGCCGCGACUCGCCCGUGGUGCGCGCCUUCGGUUCAGUCGGUUGCCGUGUCAGUGUUGUUUUUGGGGCGCCGCGCCGAUCGCUACACGAGCGCGCACAGCAGUCGGCGAGCCAUUGGCAGCAGCGACGGUGCCAUACGAGAGUACUCAACGAUCGCGCAGCAAACCCCAGCGACGCACAUCAUGCCCGAGACGACGAAACCCUUCGAGCGCCUGCCGGCGACGGUACAGGCCAAACACUACAAGCUCUGCAUCACGCCGAAUCUCAAGACAUUCGCCUUCGACGGCGAGGUGGACAUUCAGCUUGAGAUUCUCAGCCCAACAAAUAAAAUUAUCUUAAAUGCGCUCGACUUGGCAAUCAACAAAGUCCUCAUCGUCGGGCCCUCGAAAAAUACUUUAUCACCGAAGGCGAUAAACAUAUCCGUGGAAAAUGAGACGGCUGAGAUACUACUCGAAGAACCACUUGCGACAGGUUCCUGGAGCAUGCAUAUGGAAUUCACAGGCGAAAUCAAUGAUAAAAUGAAGGGUUUAUACCGCAGCAAGUAUGUGAAUGAGCAGGGAGAAGAUCAGUACGCUGCUGUCACGCAGUUUGAAUCCACAGACGCUCGCAGGUGUUUCCCCUGUUGGGAUGAACCGGCAUGCAAAGCCACUUUUGACAUCUCUCUGAUUGUACCACCGAAACUUGUCGCGCUUUCAAAUAUGCCCGUUAAAACCAUGAAUCCCUGCGGGGAUCUGCUCAGAUAUGAUUUCGAAACCACUCCGAUCAUGUCUACAUACUUGGUGGCUGCCGUUGUGGGCGAAUAUGAUUAUGUUGAAGAUAGGUCUACUGAUGGAGUGUUAGUUCGUGUUUACACACCUAGAGGGAAGAAGGAACAAGGGCAGUUUGCUCUGGAGGUUGCUACCAAAGUGUUGCCAUAUUAUAAAGAGUAUUUUAAUAUUGCUUAUCCGCUGCCGAAGAUUGAUUUGAUUGCCAUUGCGGACUUCAGUGCUGGUGCUAUGGAAAACUGGGGGCUUGUUACUUACAGGGAAACAUGUUUGUUAGUUGACCCGCAAAACACAUCAGCAGUCCGUAAACAAUGGAUUGCUUUGGUCGUUGGACACGAACUCGCACAUCAGUGGUUCGGUAAUUUGGUCACCAUGGAAUGGUGGACGCAUCUGUGGCUGAAUGAAGGCUAUGCUUCGUUUGUGGAGUUCCUUUGCGUUAAUCAUCUGUUCCAGUACGAUAUCUGGACACAGUUCGUCACAGAUAUCUAUAUCCGCGCGCUCGAACUCGAUUGUCUCCGCAAUUCGCAUCCGAUUGAAGUACCUGUUGGUCACCCAUCUGAAAUCGAUGAAAUCUUCGAUGAUAUCAGCUACAACAAAGGUGCGUCUGUUAUCCGCAUGUUGCACCACUACAUCGGAGACGAGGAUUUCCGCAAGGGCAUGAAUCUGUACUUGACCAGACAUCAGUACAAGAAUACAUUCACAGAAGAUCUCUGGGGUGCUUUGGAAGAAGCCAGCAAGAAACCAGUUGGUGAUGUUAUGUCUACCUGGACCAAACAGAUGGGUUUCCCUGUUGUGAAGGUAUCUUAUGCUAAUGCGGCUGAUGGGAAAGGUUGCACGCUUGCUUUGGAACAGAGCAAGUACUGCGCAGAUGGUGUUCAUCCAAAGGAGGAGUAUUUGUGGAUGAUUCCGAUCUCUGUUUCCACUUCGAAGAAUCCAGGCGUGGAAACGGCGAGCACUGUCUUGAAGACAAAGACAGGAGAGCUCUUUGUACCUGAUGUGGGGCCGAAUGAUUGGAUCAAAGUAAACCCGGGAACCAUUGGGUACUACAGGACGCAGUAUCCGGUUGAGAUGUUGGAAAGAUUGGAGCCGGCUAUUCGCGAUCGUAGUCUGCCGCCUUUGGAUCGUCUUGGAUUGUUGGAUGAAUUGUUUGCCAUGGUUCAAGCUGGGCAUACCAGUACCGUAGAGGUGUUGAAACUGAUGAAGGCUUUUGAGGCGGAGGAUAACUACACUGUCUGGUCGUCUAUUACCAACAUUUUGGCGAAGAUCAGUGUUUUGUUGUCGCAUACCGAUUGUGCAGAUGCUUUCAGAAAGUAUGAGAGGGAUUUGUUAUCACAAAUCUCCAAGAGAUUGGGCUGGAACCCAUCGCCAGAUGAGAGUCAUCUGGACACAUUGCUGCGCGGUUUAGUACUUGGACGUUUGGCGUGGUUAGAUGACGAAACUACUAUCGCCGAGGCAAAGAAACGUUUUGCUACUCACAUUGGAAAUGGACCAACGUUACCUGCUGAUCUUCGCAGCGCUUGUUACAAAGCUGUGCUUCGUGCUGGUGGUGCUGAAACAUAUGACACCAUGUUGAAGCUCUACAGAUCCGCAGAUCUGCAUGAGGAGAAAGAUCGUAUUAGUCGUGCUCUUGGUGCUAGCAAAGAUGUCAGCCAGUUGGCGAAAGUUCUAGAGUUUGCCAUGUCUGAGGAAGUAAGAUCCCAGGAUACAGUUUUCGUCAUCAUGUCUGUAGCGAUGACACCCCCGGGCCGUAAACUUGCCUGGCAGUUCUUCAAAGAUAACUGGAAGGUUCUGAUCGAUCGCUACCAGGGUGGUUUCCUCAUGGCGCGACUCGUCAAGUUCACAACCGAGAAUUUCGCAAGCGAGGAAUUGGCCACUGAAGUGGAGCAGUUCUUCAAAGAUCACAAAUCGCCGGGUACUGAGAGAACCGUUCAGCAAGCAGUGGAAACUAUCAGGUUGAAUGCCGCCUGGCUGGAUAGAGACACAGCGGCCAUCAAGGCUUACCUGUCCGCAUAAGCGGCGUGUAAGGACUUUCUUUACACAUAAUGAAAAUAUGCCAGUGAUUGAUUGUAUGGUUGGUUCUUGCUUGAACAUGCCAGUGCAAAUGUUUUGUGUGUUUCUUUACAGGCAGAAGUGGGUAGAAAUUCUUGUGCAUUUGAUGAGAGAUGAUUUUCAUAAAUUUUAUAUACAUACAUACAAAUUAUUAUGGUAAAACACAAUAUGUACUUAAUGAUUUAUUAUUCUAUUUGUGAAUAUACCUGUUAGAUGGUAAACCAA